UCGGUAAUGCAGUGUAAGAUGAUGGCUUCCUUUUUUUCGUGUUGCAAUCGUAAUUUGGUUUUUGUUAUUAAAUAAAUUAGUUUUUAUCAUAAAAUAGAAUUCCAACUUGAACUCAAUUAAUGUGAAAAACUAAACAGUAAAGUGUAUUUAAAACAGCAUCUUAUUCCCGCACUACUUUGAUCCUUUACAACAAAAUCAACACUAAAACGCAUUACACAAUUUUCUUUCAAGUUAAAAAAUAUUUAAACGAUUAACUAUUAGCAUGGUCCGCCGAUGUGUUAUCGAAGGUUGCGAGUCCAAAUCCUCGGUGCCUGAACACAAAGGUGUUACUUUUCAUUCCUUUCCCUUUGAUUCAAAAACAAGAGAAGUUUGGAUUGAAAAUUGUCACAUCCCCGCCGACAAAAAUAUUACCAAGAAUAUUUUGGUCUGCUCCCGCCACUUCCGUCGUGCCGACUUUCAGCCCAUCAAAAAUGGAAAGUUUUUACUCAAAAGUGGCUCCAUACCUACUGUAUUUUCUUGGAAAAAGAAUGAUUCCAGCUCCAGCAGUAUAGCCUCCGCUCCUGUCAGUCGAGUUAAUAGUGAAGUGGCCGAUGAAGCAGCAACAACUUCGACUGUUGAAGCCACUAUAGCAUCAAUAAUGGCGGAAACAGACAAACUUAACCGUGCUGCUGGUAUCUCAACCAAAGACUUCAAACGUAAAUCAUCGCGAUCCGACGAAUCUCCAAUGGCAAGUCCUCAACGUAUAGCUACUCCGGUGAAAAUUGAUGUGCCGCUUGUUUUCACUCCUGGAGUGCGUUUAGAAGUUCAAGAGAUAAAUGGCCAGUGGCACUCUGGUAAGGUCGUUGAAGUGGACAACGAUGAUCGUGAGGUUCUGAUAAAAUUCGAAAAAUCUGGUAAAUCUAAACGUGCCGAAUCCGAGGAGUGGAUUCCAAUGAACAGUCCGCGCUUAAGGCAAAAGGCAUCAGCCAAACCUCCACCACUUUUUGUUACUGAUGAGAAAUGCUUCGCUCGUUGGACUGGAUCACGCAAGUUUCCAGCAACUGUACAAAAGGUUCUUGGAGACGAUUUAUAUGAAGUUCUAUUCGAAGAUGGAUUCGUUAAGACGGUCAGAGGCAAUCAUAUGGGAAAAAUAAAAAGCGUGCCUGUGAAAGUGAGCACGCCUGCUCCUGUUGCCACUAAGAUCGCCAAAUCUCCAAAGUCCACUGCUAAACCUGAAAAAGCAGCUUUAGUAGAAGCAGCUGUUGCAAAUGCAGAGGGUAGUAGUACAAAGACCACAAAGCCGAAGAAGUCACCCCGGAAAGACUGGCCACUCAUUUCUAUGGAGACAUUAGAUUUACCUUCAUUGAAUCUACCAGAAGUUCCACAAGAUGGCGAAUGGACUUGCCACUGGGUUAACGAUCAACCUAUUGGUCGAGAAGGUUUUCUCCUUAUUGGAGAACAUAAAAAACCUACAGUUAUCGUUGAUGAUUGGCGACUUCCUCCAGACUGGGUCAAACAUAUGUAUCAACGUUCGAAUGUGCUCGGUAAAUGGGAUGUAAUUCUAGUUAAUCCAGCUGGCAAAAGAUUUCGUUCUAAAGCUGAUCUGAAACAAGCAUUAGAAGAUGCCGGUCAAGUGUAUAAUCCGGAUAUAUAUGACUUUAGUAUUCACAGAAGACGUGCAAAAGAUAUCAAUGCGUACGUUUACACUCCGGAUUAUAAACCACCACCUAAACCGGUGGCUGCUUCCUUAGCAAGUCCAACACCCAGCAGCACCGUCGAAAUUCCAAGAACUUCGGUAAUUGAAACUCCAAUUGCUACUCCUAUGCCUCCAAUGGAGCUGAUGACACCACCUCCAGCACCUAAACCAACUGAAGUUGUUUUGAAAGAAGAAGAAAUCAAACUGGAAUGCACAACACCAGAAAAGGUUCCUCUGCCAGAGCCUUUGGAAGAUGGAUUCGCAUACAUUGGGGGUCUUAAGGUGGAAAUCAUAGAUAAUCUUUUCCGUUGCCCUCAAACGGGGUGCUUUAAAAAUUUCAGAAAAGAAAAUCAUUUGCAAAUUCACGUCAAACACUAUCACCAAGAUUUAAUCAAACUUUUAGGUGAGUGUCCAAAUAUGCAAGAUCUAGCCCUAAAGAGAACUAUUGGACACCCUGAAGCAGAACCGCAGCCCAAGAAUCAAAUUCCCAAUCAGCAAUUUUUCGCCAAGAUGCAUCAGAUUGAUCUUCAGUCACGUUCCCAUCGUAAAUCAAGUGCGAACACUGCACUGACUUUGUCUGCAAUGACCUCACCAAUCCAUCAAACAGUAGCAGAUGAUAUUCCAUCAGCCCCAACAUCGGCUGACGAAUCAAUAAAUUUAAAUUCUACUCAAGCAAACUCAACUUUAGAUUCUUCGGUUUUAGGAUCAGAUGUCUCUUUAGUCACAGGCGAUACUAUUGUCAAAAUGGAAGAACCCGAUGCUGAAGUGUUACCGGUUGUUACACCUGUAAUUGAAACUGUCACGGCCCCAGAACCAGUUCCUGAUGUUCCGAUCUUGCCACCAGCACCGAAAAAGUCUAAAAUGUCAGUAAUUAAGUCAGUUGCUAAAUCAGUUAGCAAGAAAGUAUCUAAUCCUGGAGCGAGGAAGAGCAAUCGCCAGAGGACUACAAAGAAAUAUCUCACUUCAACUCCUGCUGCAGCUGUUGUUUCUCACCCUACACCACCAAUAUUGGCAUCUUCUUUUGAUUCUAGCUUUGGAGGAACUGAUUUUGAAGAUUCUCGCCAUUCGCUCAAUGGUACUCCAGAUAAGCCUGCAACUGUUCCAACAACAAUUCAAACAACUACAGCGAAGAAGCCAAAACCAACUCCAGUUGUAACAAAUGAGGCAAUAACCACCGUUGAAGGUAGCUUGAGUGGUCUUGUAGACUCUGUUGAAACACCACAGUAUAUCAAGGAGAACGGAGAGCUUAUCAAGAUUGUUCGAAUGAGGCAAGAAGAGAUUAUUAACUGUUUGUGCAAUUACGGCGAAGAGGAUGGCCUUAUGAUUCAAUGCGAACUCUGUCUUUGCUGGCAACAUGGAACAUGCAAUGGAAUAGAGAAAGAAAGCGAUGUUCCUGAUAAAUACGUUUGCGUCAUCUGUAGUAAUCCGCAAUGUGGCCGAGAGAGUCGUAAGUAUGUACACGAUCAGGAUUGGAUGUAUGAAGGAAAGCUGCCGGCGGCCAAUUACCAUGAGGAGAAUCCAAUGCAUCCUGAGCGUUUUGAAAUCCUUAAGAAAAGUCACACUCUCGCCGGGAAUCUAGUCGAGCUAAAAAGAUUCUUGCACAGCCUUCAGGUUAAGAUAAAUAUAGCAGGGAAUAAGGAUCAUCCAAAAAUGUAUCUUUGGGAGAAGCGCUGGGAUCCCAUACCCAAAGAUGUUGUCAAGGUAGAGAAUGAUACUAUUAAAUUAGAAGAUGGCGAUACCGAUAUGAAGGAUGUUAGUAAAAUUCAAGCAACCCCAAUUGAAGCUCAAGACAAAAUUAAAAUUGAACCCAAUAUUCCACAACCAGAGGCGCCUAUUGACCCCGUCGAGUGUCAACACCGUUUACUAGAGCACAUAAAAGUCCAACAAAACCUAGUUUUGAGUAGAUUAGAUGAUAUUGAAGCGCAAGUUAAUGAACUCGAAGCAGCAGAUAAUUUACCUGACAUGAAAUCUGCCGACAUAGAAGAAACAAAGGAUGUAUUAGCAACCUUUAUAAAAGAACUAGAGAUAAUGAAGUCCAUUGCAAAAAUAAAUGCGAUGGUGCACAAAAAAAAGCAGCAAAUGGUGCUGAAUUAGUUUUUUUU
This is a messenger RNA of Episyrphus balteatus (marmalade hoverfly), 3777 nucleotides long. RefSeq lists its product as uncharacterized. Gene Ontology annotation, molecular function: DNA binding. Bases 263 to 3769 code for a protein of 1168 amino acids. Lineage: Eukaryota; Metazoa; Arthropoda; Insecta; Diptera; Syrphidae. The transcript has 5 exons. Gene Ontology annotation, biological process: regulation of transcription by RNA polymerase II. The record is from RefSeq and is a predicted model, not a curated record. Gene Ontology annotation, cellular component: NSL complex.